AGUGUGACGUAUAAUCUCGUGGACGGAACAACUGCAGCCAUCUCGGUAGCUCGCUAGACAACAAAGUCGGAACAUUCAAGAUUUUUAGACAAUUUCGUGGUUUAAUUGCCACUAUGAUUUAAACAUACUUAUGUGGAAACAACUAGAUGCCCAUUUAAUUUAAUAUUUACGUUGUAAGUCAACUAGCUGGCUGGUUAAGUUAGCACUAGUCUGGUAGCUAAUGCUAACUAGCUAUUAUCCCCGAACAUGAGUUCACUAAACUACUCUCCUCCUUUUCUCUGCUGGACGGAGAAAGAAGCUCUGGUGAAAGAGGAGGAGGAGGAAGAGGAGGCUGUUAAAAUACAAAAACAAGUAGAGGGUGAGGCUGUUACCGUGAAAGAAGAGGAGGAAGACGCGUUCAGAGUGAAAGAGGAGGAGGAUAUUACUGUGAAAGAAGAGGAGGAUGCCGUUUUUGGAAUAGAGGAUGAAGUGAAAGAAGAUGAAGACGUUUUUGGAAUGAAGGAUGAAGAGGGGGAGAUUACUGUCACAUUAGAGGAGGACGAAGAAGAGAAGACUGGAGAUCUGAUUAACACCAGUAAAUACAUAGAGAGACGUGACUAUCGUGGAUCCUCUGGGGAGCCUCAGCAACAUCAUGAUGCUGACGAGGCAGAGAAAAGUCUCUCCAGAUCAGAUCAACUCCUCAAGAAACACCAGCAGAGACCCACAGGAACGAAAUCUCACUGCUGCUCUGACUGUGGGAAAAGAUUAAACUCUUCAUCAAACCUUAAAAUACAUCAAAGAAUUCACACAGGAGAGAAACCUUAUAGCUGUGAUCAAUGUGGGAAGAGUUUUACUACAUCUAGCAAUCUAACUAUACACCAGAGAAUACACACAGGAGAGAAACCUUAUGGCUGUGAUCAAUGUGGGAAGAGUUUUACUACAUCUAGCUAUCUAACUAUACACCAGAGUACACACACAGGAGAGAAACCUUACGCCUGUGAUCAAUGUGGGAAGAGAUUUAUUCUGCUAGAAACCCUGAAAUCACACCAGAGAAUACAUUCUGGAGAGAAACCUUUUGGCUGUUAUCAAUGUGGGACGAGUUUUUCUCACUUAAGCAGCCUGAUAGGACACCAGCGGGGACACACAGGAGAAAAACCUUAUAGCUGUGAUCAAUGUGGGAAAAGUUUUACUACAUCUAGCAAUCUAACUAUACACCAGAGAACACACACAGGAGAGAAGCCUUAUGGCUGUGAUCAAUGUGGGAAAAGUUUUACUACAUCUAGCAAUCUAACUAUACACCAGAGAACACACACAGGAGAGAAACCUUAUGGCUGUGAUCAAUGUGGGAAGAGUUUUACUACAUCUAGCAAACUAACUAUACACCAGAGAACACACACAGGAGAGAAAUAUUUUAGCUGUGAUCAAUGUGGGAAGAGUUUUGGUCAAUCUGGCCAACUGACUGUACACCAGAGAACACACACCGGACAGAAACCUUAUAGCUGUGAUCAAUGUGGGAAGAGUUUUGGUCAAUCUGGCCAACUGACUGUACACCAGAGAACACACACAGGACAGAAACCUUAUAGCUGUGAUCAAUGUGGGAAGAGAUACUCUAGUAAAAGAUCUCUGAUCAAACAUCAGAAAAUACAUGAAGGAGUUGUUUCAUGAUAUCAAUGAAAUAAUGUCACAAUGUAGAUUAUUUUAACAUUAUAUCAGUAGUAUUAUAAUGAAUGUUAACGUAGAACCCUAAAUGUUUGCCCCCUGUUCAAUUGAUUUUAGCCUCAUGGAAACAAUCCAGGCUCUGAAUUGAAAGAGUUACUAUUUAUGUGAUUGAACAAAAAGUGACUAACAAAAAAGAGUUUGUUACACUUACCACGUUGGUGACCCACUGGAAUUUAAAUGCAACACUUCAAAAUGUAGCUAGCAGUUUACCACGUUGGUGACCGACUGAAAUCACAAUGUAGCUAGCAGUUUACCACAUUGGUGACCCACUGGAAUCACAAUGAAACACUCCCAAAUGUUUAGGUAUUCAAUAUAUCACAAACUGUUUCUGCAUAUUGGUUAUUGAUUUGGACACGUUAAAACUGUGUUUUGACAUUGCGCUAUUCCAAUUUAGCUAAAUGUAAUUGAAAAGACGUUGAAAAUAAGACUAUGCCCGACGUCCAAUAUAUGUUCGGUGGUAGUUGAAAGUGAAAGUUGAAAAGAUGUAUUUUUGGGUAGAUUUUUCAAUGACUUGAAAACAACUUAAUUUCAACAUACUUGCAGACUAUACACAUGGAUGCAGUGUAAUAAAUUGGUCUAUAAUCAAUUUUAUGAACAAUC
This is a messenger RNA of Oncorhynchus nerka (sockeye salmon), 2298 nucleotides long. Its product is annotated as zinc finger protein OZF-like. Gene Ontology annotation, biological process: regulation of transcription by RNA polymerase II. The transcript has 2 exons. The record is from RefSeq and is a predicted model, not a curated record. Bases 247 to 1644 code for a protein of 465 amino acids. Gene Ontology annotation, molecular function: RNA polymerase II cis-regulatory region sequence-specific DNA binding; DNA-binding transcription factor activity. Lineage: Eukaryota; Metazoa; Chordata; Actinopteri; Salmoniformes; Salmonidae.